AUGGAGUAUUUAGCUAAGCUGAAGUCGUUUGUCCGGGUGAAAGCCACGGGGCCUAAAGCUCGCGCCCAUGUCAAAUUCAUAUUUUCAAAUUCAAGACAACUCCCCAUUGAGGCUUUCUACGACGCUGACACAACAAUGUCGGAGGUAAAGGAAGAUUUGUUGCUGCGUCAUUGGCCUGAGACGUUGGGCCCCGUUGAAAAUGUCUUUCGUUUGCGUUUGUUUUACUGCGGUAUCGAGCUAAAAGACUGGAAAUGUUUAAGAGAUUAUCGCAUUGGCAUUAGCGGAGAACUUCCCUCCGCUUGUCACAUCUUUAUAGUGUACAGACAGCCGAAAAAUAGCGAAAGCAGCAGUAACAGAUGCAUUUGUACUAUUUCUUAA
Eimeria acervulina is the source of this 378-nucleotide messenger RNA. RefSeq lists its product as hypothetical. The record is from RefSeq and is a predicted model, not a curated record. Lineage: Eukaryota; Apicomplexa; Conoidasida; Eucoccidiorida; Eimeriidae. The coding region runs from base 1 to 378 and encodes 125 amino acids. The transcript is spliced from 2 exons.